AUGGCUUCCGUACCACGCAAAAAGUGGUAUCACAUCAAGUGGUUUGCCGACGAGGAUAGCAAGGAGGAGAGGAAGCUCAUCCUCAAACUUGAUCUCCUGCUCGUUCCAUAUGCAUUCCUGGCUUAUUGGACCAAGUACAUGGAUCAGUCCAAUAUCAACAAUGCAUAUGUUUCGGGUCUUUCGGAAGACUUGAAACUCCAUGGAAAUGAGCUUGUGCGCCUGCAGACGAUGUAUAUCAUUGGCGCCGUGCUGGGACAAAUUCCUUUCGCGUACCUCUUCACUCGAUCUCCAAUGUCCUGGGUCAUUCCGGCAUUGGAUAUCAUGUGGGGCAUCUUUACCUUGCUGCAGUAUCGGGUGACCUCGUUUGGAGAGCUGAUGGCCUACCGAUUUCUUGUUGGAUGGUUUGAGGCGGCAUUCUUUCCGGGAAUGCACUACAUUUUCGGAUCAUGGUACCGUGCCGACGAAAUUGGUCGCCGCGGCGGCUGCUUCUACGUUGGACUCACUCUGGGAACGUUGACAGCGAGCUUGAUCCAAGCCGGCACGUCUGCAAGGCUUGAUGGAGUCCAUGGUCUGGCCGGGUGGCGAUGGAUGUACAUCAUCUGUGCGAUCAUCACUAUUCCUAUCGGUUUGCUCGGCUACCUUGUUCUACCCGGAACCCCCGACAAGCCGAAUCGAUUGGUCCUCAAACAGGAAGAUAUCGAUCUAGCGAAAAAGCGGCUCGAGAGAGCCGGGCAUGGCAUUCAAGGAAGCUUCACCCUCAAAUCUCUUCUGAAUAUAGCCCGCAACUGGAAGUUCUGGGCGCUGCUUUGGCUGGAUAUCUUCUUCUGGAACGGAAGCGUGAACACCACGACAGGAGGCUAUCUCUUGUGGUUGAAGAGUCUGAAGAAAUUCUCGACCAGCCGAAUCAACGAGCUGAAUGCGAUCUCACCGGCGUUGGGAAUCUUCUACACGCUCUUCAUCUGUUUCUCGUCCGACCUGUUGUUCGGUCCUGCGUGGGCCAUCGCCAUUUCCCACACGUGGAACAUUAUCGGUCUGGUCAUUCUCGUGAUCUGGGAUGUUCCCCAGUCCGCACUGUGGUUCGCCUUUUCGACCACGUAUUCUGCCGUCGCCAUGUCCAGUGUCCUCUACGGGUGGGUGAACAGCGAGCUGCGGUUUUCACCGGUGGAACGAGCGGUCGCUCUGAUCAUCCUGAACACUGUUUCCCAGUCGACCACUGCGUGGACGCCGUUGCUGGUGUUCAAGACCGUCGAGGCGCCCCGGUUCACCAAGGGCUACUCGUUCGUUCUCGGCAAUGCCAUUUGCUUGAUUAUACUGGCCCAUGUCACCCAGUUCUUUAUCAAGCGCGAGAAGAGAAACGCGAAGAGAGCAGAUGGCCUGUCCGAGACAAGUGACUCGGACGACCCGAGGGAUGUCGAGCCUGGCGACCGAACGACCUUACAAGUGUCUGGGGAAAAGUAG
Molecule: messenger RNA, 1458 nt
Organism: Aspergillus clavatus NRRL 1
Lineage: Eukaryota; Fungi; Ascomycota; Eurotiomycetes; Eurotiales; Aspergillaceae
Product: putative MFS transporter Seo1
Exons: 5
Coding region: 1-1458 (485 amino acids)
Biological process (GO): transmembrane transport
Cellular component (GO): membrane
Molecular function (GO): transmembrane transporter activity
Source: RefSeq, a predicted model, not a curated record